Dromiciops gliroides (monito del monte) is the source of this 1050-nucleotide messenger RNA. It is a transcript of the gene SLC10A2, whose product is annotated as solute carrier family 10 member 2. The transcript is spliced from 6 exons. Gene Ontology annotation, biological process: bile acid and bile salt transport. The record is from RefSeq and is a predicted model, not a curated record. Bases 7 to 1050 code for a protein of 347 amino acids. Gene Ontology annotation, cellular component: apical plasma membrane. Gene Ontology annotation, molecular function: bile acid:sodium symporter activity. NCBI's taxonomy places the organism in Eukaryota, Metazoa, Chordata, Mammalia, Microbiotheria, Microbiotheriidae.
AUAGCAAUGGAUGCUCCUGCUUGCUCUUCUAGUGCUACCAUUUGUCAGGGUGAAUCCUGUGUGUUGCCUGAGAGUAAUUACAACAGAAUUCUAAGUACUAUCCUAAGUACUGUUCUUACCAUCUUGUUGGCCUUAGUGAUGUUUUCCAUGGGUUGCAAUGUGGAACUCACUAAAUUCUUGGGUCACAUAAAGAGACCAUGGGGCAUAUUUGUGGGCUUCAUUUGUCAGUUUGGAAUUAUGCCCCUCACAGGCUUUAUCCUCUCUGUGGCCUUUAACAUCCUCCCCAUCCAGGCUGUUGCAGUGCUCAUCAUGGGCUGUUGUCCAGGAGGAACAGCUUCAAAUAUUUUGGCUUACUGGUGUGAUGGUGACAUGGACCUGAGUAUCAGUAUGACAACAUGUUCUACACUGCUUGCUUUGGGAAUGAUGCCUCUUUGUCUCUUUAUUUAUACAAAAAUGUGGACAGAUACUGGGUCAAUUAAAAUUCCCUAUGAUAGUUUAGGUAUUUCUUUAGUUUCUCUUGUUAUUCCUAUUUCUUUGGGAAUAGUUGUCAAACACAAAUGGCCAAAGAAAGCCAAGAUCAUACUUAAGGUUGGUUCCAUCACAGGGGCAGUUCUCAUAGUGAUCAUAGCUGUGACUGGAGGCAUAUUGUACCAGGGUUCCUGGACUAUUAAUCCUAAAUUGUGGAUUAUAGGAACAAUAUUUCCUUUGGCUGGUUAUUCACUGGGUUUCCUCCUGGCUUGGAUAGCUGGUCAGAACUGGCAGAGAUGUCGUACAGUGUCGUUGGAAACAGGAAUGCAGAACACUCAGCUGUGUUCAACGAUAGUACAACUGUCCUUCACCCCUGAAGAGCUGAAUCAAAUGUUUACAUUUCCACUCAUCUACAGUAUUUUCCAGCUUGUGAUGGCAGGAAUACUCGUAGGAUGCUAUGUCUUAUACAAGAAACAGACUGGCAAAACUAGUUCGGAAUUUGCAGAGAGCAAUGAUAAUGAAACAGACAUUAAGCCAUCCAGUUCUAUGCAGAAUGAAGGAUUUUCUCUGCAUGAAGACUAG